This is a messenger RNA of Micropterus salmoides (largemouth bass), 6285 nucleotides long. RefSeq lists its product as uncharacterized. Gene Ontology annotation, cellular component: cytoplasm; phosphatidylinositol 3-kinase complex, class IB; plasma membrane. The record is from RefSeq and is a predicted model, not a curated record. Gene Ontology annotation, biological process: phosphatidylinositol-3-phosphate biosynthetic process; phosphatidylinositol 3-kinase/protein kinase B signal transduction; phosphatidylinositol-mediated signaling. The transcript has 28 exons. Gene Ontology annotation, molecular function: 1-phosphatidylinositol-3-kinase activity; 1-phosphatidylinositol-4-phosphate 3-kinase activity. Bases 379 to 3591 code for a protein of 1070 amino acids. Lineage: Eukaryota; Metazoa; Chordata; Actinopteri; Centrarchiformes; Centrarchidae.
GCGAGCAGCAGCUUCCCCCUGCUGCUACAGGAUCACACUGACACACGGUUAGACAGACGGGUCUCUGGACUCUGGUCUCUGGUCUCUGGUCUGGACGGUAGCCGGCUGUAGUAACGGACUCUGUCUUUGUGUUCAUCAGAAUCAGCGGGGCGGUGACUGAUGGAUCCACUGGCUGAAGCUUAAGAGGAGACAAAGACAGAAGAGGACAGGCAGGAAGACAGGCAGGAAGACAGGCAGGAAGACAGGCGGUCAGACAGGAAGACAGACAGACAGACGGUCAGAGAGACGCUAUGAUUGGAGACGGGCGCCGCUGGACCGGCAGCCUCGAGCUGAGGUAGCCCAGUGCUGAGGUGAGGCAGCUUGUGAUUGGUGGUUACCAUGGUACCCAGGCCGUCAUCAGGGGAGCUAUGGGGGCUCCACUUGAUGCCCCCCCGCAUCCAGGUGGACUGCUGCCUACCCAACGGGAUGAUGGUGAGUCUGGAGUGUCUCAGGGAAACUCCUCUCAUCAGCAUCAAGCAGCAGCUCUUCACUGAGGCCAGAAAGUACCCGCUCUACCACCUGCUGCAGGAGGAGUCAAGCUACAUCUUUGUGGGCGUGACCCAGGAGGCGGAGAGGGAGGAGUUUUACGAUGAGACUAGGCGGCUAUGCGACCUGCGACUGUUUCAUCCGAUCCUGAAGGUCAUCGAACCGCUCGGCAACCGGGAGGAGAAGAUCCUGAACCGUGAGAUAGGAUUUGCCAUCGGGAUGCCGGUCUGUGAGUUUGAAAUGAUGAAGGACCCGGAGAUUCAGGACUUCCGCCGCUCCAUACUGAGCGUGUGCAGAGAGGCCAUGGAGGAGAGGGAAGGGGGAGGGGCCCACAGCCAAGCGCUCUACGUUUACCCCCCCAAUGUGGAAUCCAGCCCCCAACUCCCACAGCACAUCUACAGCAAGCUGGACAAAGGGAGGUUGAUUGUUACCAUCUGGGUGAUCGUGUCUCCGUCGAACUCCAAACAGAAAUACACCCUAAAGGUGAGUCACGACAGUUUACCUGAGCAGCUGAUAGCAGAGUCCAUCAGGAAGAAAAGCCGAUCGAUGCAUCUCUCACCUCAACAGCUCCGCCUCUGUGUUCAGGAGUACCAGGGACAGUACAUCCUGAAGGUGUGUGGCUGUGACGAGUACCUGUUGGAGAAAUAUCCUCUCAGUCAGUACAAGUAUAUCCGCUCCUGUAUCAUUGUGGGUCGUCUUCCUCACCUGAUGCUGGUCUCCAAAGACAGUCUCUACUCUCAGCUACCUGCCUCUGGCUUUGUCACGCCUUCAUACAGUCGGCGGACUCCUCAGCCGUCUCCGUGUCCAGGAGGAGGUGAUGGUUCUCCUUCUCGCUCUCUGUGGGCCUUCAACACACUGCUGAGGGUCCGACUGCUCUGUGCCACCUACGUCAACGUCAACAUCAGAGAUAUCGACAAGAUCUAUGUGAGGACCGGGAUCUAUCACGGCGGAGAGCCGCUCUGUGACAACGUCAACACUCAGAGAGUCCCCUGCUCCAACCCCAGGUGGAACGAGUGGCUGACCUACGACAUCUACAUGGCUGACCUCCCUCGCUCAGCCAGACUCUGUCUGUCUAUCUGCUCUGUGAAGGGAAGGAAAGGAGCCAAGGAGGAGCACUGUCCUCUGGCCUGGGGAAACGUUAACCUAUUUGACUACACUGACAUUCUGGUUUCGGGUAAAGUGGCUCUGAGUCUUUGGCCCGUCCCUCAUGGUCUCGAGGACCUCCUGAAUCCCAUCGGAGUCGCUGGUUCAAAUCCCAACAAGGAGACUCCCUGUGUUGAGCUGGAGUUCUCCUGGUUUAAUCAGACUGUCAUGUUUCCUGAUGAGCAGCAGAUAGAAGAACACGCUAACUGGACCAUCAGCAGGGAGCUGGGCUACAACUACUGCCACGGACUGAGCAGUCGUCUGGCCUGUGACAGCAGUGUUUCACCAGGUGAUGCAGAGCAGCUUCGCUGUCUUUGCUCUAGAGAUCCUCUCUACGAGCUCUCAGAGCAGGAGAAGGACUUCCUCUGGAGACACAGACAUUACUGUGUAAACAUCCCAGAGUCUCUUCCUAAGCUGCUUUUGUCUGUCAAAUGGAACUCCAGAGACGAAGUGUCCCAGAUGUACUGUUUGUUGAAGGAGUGGCCCCUGAUGGAGCCUGAGUCGGCUCUGGAGUUGUUGGACUGUAACUUUCCUGAUCCGAUGGUCAGAGAGUUCGCUCUGCGCUGCCUGGUGCAAGGCCUGACGGACGACAAGCUGUCGCAGUACCUGCUGCAGCUCGUACAGGUGUUAAAAUAUGAGAUGUAUCUGGACAAUCCUCUGGCUCGUUUCCUGAUUAAGAAAGCUCUGACCAAUCAGAGGAUAGGACACUUCUUCUUCUGGCAUCUCAAGUCAGAGAUGCACAAUAAGACCGUGUCCCGGCGCUUCGGCCUGCUGCUGGAAGCUUUCUGCAGAGCCUGCGGCAUGUACCUGAAACACCUGAACAGACAGGUGGAGGCCAUGGAUAAACUGGUGAAUCUGACCGACACACUGAAACAAGAGAAAAAGGACGAAACACAGAAAACUCAGAUGAAGUUCCUGGUAGAACAUAUGUCUCGUCCUGAUUACAUGGAGGCUCUUCAGGGAUUUGUCUCUCCUCUGAACCCUGUUCACCAGCUGGGAAACCUCAGGCUGGAGGAGUGCAGGAUCAUGUCCUCGGCGAAGCGCCCCCUGUGGUUGAACUGGGAGAACCCCGACAUCAUGUCCGAGCUGCUCUUCACCAACAACGAGAUCAUCUUCAAGAACGGAGAUGACCUGCGCCAGGACAUGCUCACUCUGCAGAUCAUCAAGAUCAUGGAGAACAUCUGGCAGAACCAGGGCCUGGACCUGCGCAUGCUGCCGUACGGCUGCCUGUCCAUCGGGGACUGUGUGGGUCUGAUCGAGGUGGUGAAGAACAGUUUCACCAUCAUGCAGAUUCAGUGUAAGGGAGGUUUGAAGGGGGCACUGCAGUUCAACUCCAACACCCUGCACCACUGGAUCAAGGACAAGAACAGAGGAGAGGCGUAUGACCGGGCCAUCGACCUGUUCACCAGGUCAUGUGCAGGUUACUGCGUAGCAACGUUCAUCCUGGGAAUCGGAGACCGACACAACUCCAACAUCAUGGUGAAGGAGAACGGACAGCUGUUCCACAUCGACUUUGGCCACUUCCUGGAUCACAAGAAGAAGAAGUUUGGGUACAAGAGGGAGCGAGUACCCUUUGUCCUGACCCAGGACUUCCUCAUCGUCAUCAGUAAAGGAGUCCAGGAGUCCACCAAGACCAAGGAGUUUGAGAGGUUCCAGGAGAUGUGUUAUAAAGCCUACCUGGCCAUCCGGCAGCACGCCAGCCUCUUCAUCAACCUGUUCUCCCUCCUGCUGGGCUGCGGGAUGCCCGAACUGCAGAGCUUCGACGACAUCGCCUACCUGAGGAAGACCCUGGCCCUGGAGAAGAGCCAGCAGGAGGCGUUGGAGUAUUUCACCAAACAGAUGAACGACGCUCAUCACGGAGGCUGGAGCACCAAGAUGGACUGGAUCUUCCACACCAUCAGACACAUGCCCAACGAACACUGAUACAAACUUUAUAUAUAUACAUAUAAACACAUGUAGUAUGUACACUGCUCAGAAACAUUAAGGGACACUUAACCAUCACCGAGUAACAUCAAGUCAGUUAAACCUCAGGAGAUCAAUCUGUCUGCCUGCAACAUCAUCCAGCAGGACCGCUUUGGCGGUGAUGGUCUGGGGAGGCAUACCUUUGGAUGGUCGCAAAGACCUCAACGUGCUGCUGUUGGGAGACACUUUCAGACCUUAGGUCCUGGUCAACGUGCUGCUGUUGGGAGACACUUUCAGACCCUACCCUGGUGCAGUGGGUCCUGGGUUCCUCCUGGUGCAGGACAGUGUCUGGCCUCAUUAAUGCCAUUGACUGGCCCUCACGUUCCCCAGACCUGAACCUCUGGCACGUUAUGUAUCGGUGCAUCCCACACCACCAAGUACCACCGCAGACUGUCCAGGAACUUACUGAUGCCCUGAUCCAGGUCUGGGAGGAGAUCCACCAGGACACCAUCCACGGUCUCAUGACCACGACGUUAUUGGCAGUAGAACCAGCCACUGGGAGGCCGAACACACUGCCGAGUCACAUGAUGAUGAUGAAAGUCUUCAGCUCGGAUCAGCCUGUGGUUUCAGUUUUUUACUUUGAUUUUGAACCCAGCCCUGAGUCGCUUGGUGAAUUUUCAUUUUGUUGUUUAAGUACGCAGUGUACACUGAUCCGUUCAUCGAGUGUUCCCUUCAGGUUAUUGAGCAGUGUAGAAACACAACACUAUAAAUACAACAUAUACUGUAUACUCUAACGCACACACUGUGUGUUCACUGCACUACGAUGAGGAUGGAAGUGUCUGAAUGUUGUGGAUUGUAGCAUCACUACGUCGUGUUGAUGGGAUGGUUGUCAUAGCAACAGGAAUCUCAGGGUCACAGGUCAGAGGGCAGGUUGAGGAAGCCAAAGGCAUGCUGGGAAAAGACAAUGAUGAUGAUGAUGAUGUCGUAAAUGUCUUCCAGUCGGUGCUACAGUUAGCCUGUUAGCUUUGCUAGCUGCUCUGAAAACAGACAGAUUUUUAAAGGAAACAAACUUUAUUGUUGAGGCGAACAUUUGAAUCAAACUUUAUUGAGAAGUAACUUUAUGAACUGACGGUUGUUGGUAGAAUUUGAACAAAGCCAGCUUUAUUGAAAACCAGCAAAGUGAACACUGGUCACUGUGAGAGCAAUAAAACCUCACAUAACUGAUCAAUACUUUGAUAAUGACAAUCAGGAGUUCUGACCAAUAGGAAGGCAGAGCUCACCAGCUGUGGGCGGAGUCAUGGUGAUCAAGAACAAACGAACCAAUCAUGUUUAACAGGUUCAGACGGACUCCAGAACAGCCAAUAGUCUGCAGUUCAAACAAACAGUAAUAUCAUGAUAUCCAGUCCAGAUAAUUUAAUAUAUAUCAGUUAUUGAUCGUUUUCUCUCAAAGUAUUAUGCUUUUAUUUAUAUGGCACCUUUAUUUUUAGAUAUUACAACAAAAUAUUUGACCUCUUUUCUUUGUAAAAUUACGUCUUUAUUUUGAGAUAUUGCUGCUUUUUUCUCUUAAAUUGCUUUUAUUAGUAAGAGUUAUGGCUUCAUUUUGAAAACAACACUAUUGUAUUACAGUUGGUUUAUAUUUCUCAGUAGAUUAUUGAAGUCGCAGCUGGUGACAGACUCGAGUCUUAAUGAACUCUUUUAAAGUAUUUUAAAGAGAUAGAUUCUCUGAACUGAUCUGAAUUCAGCUUCUAUUGAAUCAACAUAUCAAGUUUUAUCAGGGAUCAAAGUCUUUCCACGACAAUCUGAACCAAUCAGCUGCUCGUUAGUCGUUAGCUGGGCUUCGUUAGUCGUUAGCUGGGCUUCGUUAGCCGUUAGCUGGGCUUCGUUAGCCGUUAGCUGGGCUUCGUUAGCCUUUAGUGCACUGUGUCUAGUAAACCACGCUAGGCUAGUUGUUAGCCUGUUAGCUGAGCUGGUUCACUCUAUCCCAUAGUAAGUUAUUAGUUAGCUGAGCUGUUGCACUGGAACAAUGAAUUGUAGCGUAGCGUAGCAUCAAUGGAAACCCUUCCCCUCUUGUUCCAUUGGCUGCCAGCCACCAAGGGGCGGGGCUACAGUCAGAACGCCAUUUUUAAUGUUAAGGUUUGUGUUUAUUUCUGCGCAGGUCAGAGGUCAGUCUAAGUCCCUCCCACAGGUCAGUAACCAUGACAACCUGUGAGGCGGCCUGACCCCGCCUCCUGCUGUUUCAGAUCUUUUAUCGAUUUCUGACAUCAUCGACUGUGCUGGUUACCAUAGUAACUGAAUAUGUGGACAUGUGAUUUUUAAACUGGUGUAUUGAUGAUCGAUUGGUGUAUUUAACAGGCAUGACGGUUUCUAAUGUUGGUUUUGUGAAAACUAUUGAUCCCGAUCGAUUCUCUCCACUUUGUCUCUUUUUCUAAAAAAGAUUUGGACUUUUUCUGAAAAUAUAACGAGUGAAGAGGGAAGAGGAGAGGCUGCAGAGGCCACGCCCGCAGACGGCAGGCUCAGCCAAUCACAGCGCCCGAGCAGCCUCCACGCCUAACAUAUACUGAUAAGGGCUUUUUAAACUGAAGUUUACAACAGGUCACCUGGGGGCGGAGUCUGAUGUGUGACAUCACACUGCAGGAUCCAGGUGUAAGCACGUAUUGAUCUCUGGCUGUGUAAUCCUGGGUUAUUGUUUUAUUAAAAUAAAAGCUCUACAGGUGU